AUGGCUCUUGUGAUGCAGUUUGUUGAGUUGGUUUCAACUUUUCUCCAAAAUUCCUCUGGAACUUUUCUUUUCUUAACGUUACUUGUUGCAGUCCUUAUACCGUUAGUUUUCUUCAGAAUCCGUGCAAAGCUGAAUAAAAGAGGACCAAACCCUUUCACCUUUGACUGUCGAAGGCCACCUCAACCCCUGGUCUUAGACCAGGCGGAACGGGACAAAGUGAUCAAGCAAGGAUUUGUUGCGCGGAAAGUGCCUGACAACCUCGAUGCUAUCGUGAUAGGUAGCGGAAUUGGAGGGCUUACCUCUGCAGCCCUUUUGGCGAAGGCAGGAAAGAAGGUUCUGGUGUUAGAGCAGCAUGAUCAAGCAGGAGGAUGCUGCCAUUCGUUUAUAGACAAAGGUCUGUUUAUGCUUUAUAGGAACCUGUUGAUCUGUCUGAGUUAUCCGUAAUCUGUAGCUUUCAGCUCUCUCUUGCAUCAUCAUUAACAUGCUUACGGGUCGGGCAGAAGAGCCAGUGCAGCACAUGGCCCUAAUACGGCUCGUCAUUUUAAAUUGAACUUAUAACAAGGUUUGGGAAGGUGGAUGUGGCUUAUUACGUAAUGGUACAUGGCGAGGGUUCUUUGUAGAAAAACGAGAGCAGGUGGAUAGUAAAGUAACUCAAGAUUUAGCUCAAUAUUGUUUGCAAUGGCUGAAUAGAUAACAGCUCGGGUCAUCGAAAUUUUAUCUAGAGAGCUCUACAAUUGCAUAGUUACAGAAAAAUUAUUCGAUCUUCCAUGCCUAAUGAAAUUACUCAGAUUAGCUAACGACUUUUUAGUUGAUUUUAUUGUUGCCUCAUGGACAGAGGCUCUUGGUGCUCUUACGAGUCGACUGAAAGGCUUUUCUAGUCCAUCACUUUUGAAUGGUAGUGUUUUUUCUUUUCUUUUCACUACCCAAGGUUUGAUAAAUACUGAUUUAGUAGUGUAAGCUGUUAAAACAACAGGAAACAUUUGCGUCAAGUGGAGUUAUACAUGGCUGUUUUUGUGUCAUUCUUUAGAGAUCUAGGUCAGAAUGUGGAAAUUUGUUGAAACUUAAUCAUAAUAAAACAUUAUGGUUUAAAUUAGAUACCUAUGAAAAUCCUGCAUUCUUAGACAAGACCUAUCUAGAUUGGGUGAUCUGAAUUAGGAAUAACAUUCUUUCUUCUUACAAUUUUCUCUUACAUUUUGCCAGAAAAUUAUUAACUGUCAAACAUUGUUACCAAAUUCACAAACUUAAUCAGUAAGUUGCAGAAAUUGCAUAGCAUUACAUGAUGAUUUUGUAAAUUACAUACCUAAGAAUUAUCCCUUAACCUUUAAAUUCCAAAGAUCUUAUUGUUAAUUCUCCCCUCCAGCUGAUACCCAUUUUCUUGUAAAUUGGUUAGUUGAAUUUGGCAUUAGACCAAGAUAUCAACUUCUACCUGAUGAAUUUGAAUAUACUCAUUACCUUUUUGUUGAAUAAUUUAUGGAUAUUGUAGGGGAAGUUACAUCUUAAUCAAUUUUGGGUGUUUAAGGGUUAAGUGAUAAUAGCAAAUUUCAUUUUUUUGCACCUUCUGGUUUACAUUACAGGUUAUGAGUUUGAUCCAGGUAUUCAUUACAUUGGAGAAAUGAACUGCACAGGGACAAUGCGUCUUCUCUCAGAUCAACUAACUGAAGGUCAGCUGGAUUGGGUUCCCCUUGAAAAACAAUUUGACACUGUAGUGAUUGGCAAUGGAGAUAAUGCAAGAAAGUACCCAAUCUGUGGUGGACGACAGGAUGAAUACCGCAAUGCAUUGUAUGAGAGUUUUCCAAAAGAAAGGAAAGCUAUUGAUCAAUACAUGAAACUGCUUAAGGUAAAUAUCAUAUUUUUGAUACAGUUUUUGAGCACUGGUUUUGUUAUCCUACAUGCAGCAUCUCUAACAAAUAAAAACCUCAACAGAAUCUAGAUUUACCUACAGUACUGUCCACCAUGUGUCCAAUGUGACACAAAAGCAAAUGAGCAUGCCAUCUGACUUUUCUGACUGACUGAGAAAUAACCUGUCUUUGUAAUUCAGAAUCUUAAAGACUACCAUCAUUUUGUUUCAUAUUGACACUGGAAAGAUCAUGAUCAAAUCAAUCCAUACCAAAUCUUGAUUAUGACAUGCAUUUUUCUGUUUACACAUCUUGAUAUGUAUCUGGUAGUUCAUGAUAGUACUAUAACUUGCUCAAGAACUGUACUGGAUAUAUGGGACUUCUUGUCUGUGGUCAGCUGGUGCCCAUAACUGAAUGAGCCUAUGGGUAGCAGUUUAAUGCAAUGUUAGAACAAAAUCACUGCUCAAUUGCUUAUUCUUUAAUCAGUAAAUGUAAACUUUGCUUUGUGAGCUUAACAUUUCCAUCACAUGACAGGUAAUGAGGACAAAACCCAAAUUUACCACCAUGCAUUGAAAUCAAGAGUGAAUUAUCCAAUUUUUGUCUUAUAAAUACCUGACAGUCAUUUGAAAUUAAGUAAAAGACAGGUGUAUAUUUUAGCUUUAUUUUAUCUACAAGAGUGCACUGUCAGGCUGGUCACUUUACCCACCAUCUUCAUGGAAUAAAUAGCAGUAAAUAGAAGAAGAGGCAAUUAGAUCAUAUUAUCUGUGAUAGAAUUCUAGCAGAUUCAUGCUAAUUCAGUGAACAGACAUUAUGUGGUAGCUAUUCCCAGGAAUUUUUUAAUUCCAUUUACACUCUGUUUAUGGUCCUUCAUGCACUAACUCAAGCUACAGUGUGGUGUAAAGAAGUAGGUAGAUGGCAAAUUCUGAAGGAGUUAUGCUAUCAGGUUCUUUUUUUUGUGGAACAUGCACAAUGCAAAAAAUAAUCAUCAAAAUUAUUCCACAAAUAUAAUGUGGCUUGAUGGGAUAAAAAUGCAAGAGACUUGGCUGAAAAGGAAGAUGAUUAACCCUUUAACCCUUAAGAGUGACCAGCAUCCAGUUUCUCCUUACAAUACCACCCCUGAAUCAAACAUAACAGUCACAAGAAUAAAGCAAAUGGUCAACAACCAAGGAAGCUCUUGAUUGUUAAGCAGAUUCUCCUUGUCAGCACCUUAGUGGAGAAUAUGCUUGCUGAUGAAAGGGUUAAAGGUUAAGAACAUAGGGGAUAAAAAUGGAAUUGAAGUGAUGAACUUGAAAACUCAGGGUAAUUUUUCAGAAUGUACAUGAACAGUGACAUGGUUUCACUAAGUUUGGUUUUCAAGGUCGGGAAGAAUUGUUCUUAAAACUUUGUUUUUUCUUGUUAGAAAAAUUUCAUGUCUGAAUCCUUUUUUGUAGGAUGUUCGUAAAUCAAUGCCAGGUUAUGUAGCUUUCAAACUCAUGCCUGUAUGGUUGGCCAAAUUCAUGUUUACAACUGGAAUUUCAAACUGGAUGACAAAGUUUUUCAAGUAUUCUAAAAGAUCAGUUGCAGAAGUGUUGGAAGAGCUGACAGAUGAUAAGGAUCUUCAAACUGUCCUGGCGUACAAUUUUGGUGACUAUGGUAAGAGCUAGCAAACUUUGCGCCUUAGCCCAUUCACCCUUAAUCCUUUAACCCCUAAGAGUGACUGGCAUCUAAUUUCUCUUUACCAUAUCACCACUGAAUCAAACAUUAAGGUCAGGAGAAUAAAGGAGCUGAUCACCAACUAAAGAAGUUCUUGAUUGUGAGACAAAUUCUCCAUGUUGGCAUCUUAGGAAAUGUUUAGAGAGCAGUAUGGAGAAUAUGCAUACUGAUGUUAGGGUGUAAAGGGUUAAGAAUGGCUGGCUUCUUAUUUGAUGUUAGGGUGUAAAGGGUUAAGAAUGACUGGCUUCUUAUUUGAUGUUAGAGUGUAAAGGGUUUAGAGUAACUGGCUUCUUAUUUGAUGUUAGGGUGUAAAGGGUUUAGAGUAACUGGCUUCUUAUUUGAUGUUAGUGUGUAAAGGGUUUAGAGUAACUGGCUUCUUAUUUGAUGUUAGUGUGUAAAGGGUUUAGAGUAAGUGGCUUCUUAUUUGAUGUUAGUGUGUAAAGGGUUUAGAGUAAGUGGCUUCUUAUUUGAUGUUAGUGUGUAAAGGGUUAAGAGUAACUGGCUUCUUAUUUGAUGUUAGGGUGUAAAGGGUUUAGAGUAACUGGCUUCUUAUUUGAUGUUAGGGUGUAAAGGGUUUAGAGUAACUGGCUUCUUAUUUCCCCUAAGGGUAUUACCCUUGAAUCAGAUAUUAAGGUUAUAAGAUUAAAGGAAAUUGAUCACCAAUUUUAGAAGCAUCUGAUUGUCAAACAAGAUCUCUUUGUCAGUACUGUAGGAAAUGAAAAGAGAACAUUGCAGAUAAGGGGGAGGGAAGUGGAGGAAAAGAGUGCUUCUGUUUACAAAGUAUUAGAUGUGUUCAUUUCCUAUCGUUUAGUCAUAAGUGUCCUACCAGUCAUGUUAACCCUUUAACUCCCAUGAGUAACCAAGACAGAAUUUCUCCUUACAAUAUCAAUACAAUAUCAGCCAGAUGAGUGAUGAGAAUAAAGAAACAUAUCAAUUUGGGGAUAAUUAGUUGAUCCAAUACUUAAUUCUCUGAAGUAACAUCAUAAGAAUCGUAUGGUUGACAGCAGGGAGAAUUACAAAUUUGAUCCGGGAGUUAAAUUUUAUCAGCAUUAUGAGAAGAGCUCUUUAUUGUAGUCAUGAAAUGUUUGAAUUACCUUUCCAAUAACGUUUAUCUUUUAUUUGUUUAUUUUCUCAAGGGACUCUUCCAGGAGAAGGCAGUUUUGCAAUGCAUGCCAUACUUGCAAAUCAUUACUUAUUUGGAGCAUUUUAUCCACGUGGUGGGGCAAGCGAGAUUGCUUUCCACAUCAUUCCGGUUAUAGAGAAAGCGGGUGGAAAAGUGCUAGUCAGAGCAAGGGUCUCCAAAAUUCUUGUUGAGGAAGCUUCUGGGAAAGUCCAAGGUAGGAUGUUUGAAGAGACGCAAAGCUUUUGUUGUUGUUUCUUUUUGUGUAUUACCCUCAGAUUAUUUUGCCUUAGAGCUAGCGUCAGCGCAUCACGUCAUUUUUUCAUUCGUCUGUUAUUAAAAAUAAUAAAGAACAAUGCGAUAAACCUGCUAUAGUACAAAAAGGGUCGCAAGUACUUCAGAAUAAAAGGAUGAUGAGUAAAAGGUGGGGAAUAAUUCCCUGAUUUAUAAAUCAUGAGCCGUUAAAAAAACUAAAGUGCAACUUUUCAAGGUGAAAACCUUGUUCAAGUGAUAAUUGUUGAGUGUAUAGAGGUAACUCAAGAGAUGAACUUCCUGAACAAACAUUAACCUCAGUUCAAAAGCAAUAAUUUGACUACACUGUGGUUAAGUGGCAGACACAACAUGACUCAACGUGAUACCCAGUAACAUGGCGUGACCCAACAUAAUUUAUUGUUUUUAUUUAUCAAAACUGUUUUUGUUUUGUUUUGUUUUUUCAGGUGUACGUGUUCAAAAGGGCGGUAGUGAGAUGGAUAUUUUUGCUCCAGUUGUGAUUUCGGCUGCAGGGAUCUACAACACAUUCGAGACCCUUCUUCGAUGUGAGAAACCCAUACCCGACAAGAACCUGCUAAAAUCCGAGGGUGUUCGUCAUGGUUACGCGGCCAUGUCGGUCUACGUCGGCCUCAAGGGGACGAAAGAGGACUUCAGACUAAAAGCUUCCAAUGUAUGGGCUUUCACCGACAACGAACUCGAUAAAAGCACCAGGAAGUACUUACAGUCGGACGCUGCUACCGCCGGAACUGAAGAUAUUCCCCUUUUGUUUAUCUCCUUUCCCUCGACUAAAGACCCCGAUUGGGACAGGAGGCACCCCGGUAAAACGACAUGUACCGUCAUCACUCUUGCCCCGUACGAGUGGUUUGAGCGUUGGGAGAACGAACGGGUUAUGAAGCGGGGCGAGGAAUACGAGGAAUUCAAAAACCGUAUCGGCAAGCGCAUCUGGGAACAAACUUGCAAGCUCUUCCCGCAAGUUUGCGACCGGGUUGAUUUCUUUGAUGUCGGGAGUCCGUUGAGUAACAGAUACUACAUCGCUGCUCCUCGUGGGGAGAUAUACGGGAUUGAUCAUCACAUUGACCGGUUCAGUCCCAACGCCGCGAUGAAACUCCGUCCGGAUACGUCCAUCCCUGGGUUAUACCUGACCGGACAGGAUAUCUUAAGCUGUGGGUUCGCUGGAGCGAUGUUCAGCGGGGUGAUUACUGCUUCAGCUGUCCUUAAGAGAAAUUUAUUCGCGGAUAUGAGUCGUCUUCAAACGGAGGUGAAGAAAAAAGCAGCGAAGAGUGCAGACAUGGAAAACGGAGUGGCCAGUGAUGGUUUAGUCAAAGAGUGAUCCUAAACUUAUUUGGUCAUAAACCAAACUCUACUUCUCGCAAUGGAGCGUUUAUCUAACUUUACUAUUCCAUAUUACCUGAUUGAUUGAUGAAGUUCGUAAUUACUUGAGAGAGUUAUAGAAUCCUAAAGAAGGCUUUAUUUGAAGGUGAUGAUGGUUCUCAUUGAGUUGAAUACUAUUAAUUAAUUACGUAACGUUAAUGAAAGGUGUGGAAAUUAUUUUUAAUCAAAAACAUAUCUUUCGUAGAAUGAUAAUAUAAAAAUAACAAAGGUUGAAUAACAAAGGUUGAGAAUUAUGCCGAUAGCUCCAACCGCCGCUUCAAACAUUUAACCGUUUAAAUCCUGACACCAGUAGGUAAAUUUUCCAUACUGUUCUCUAUACACUUCCUAAGGUACUGAAAAGGACAAUUUGUUCAGCUAUCGAGAGUGAUCUUAGUUGAUCAUUUCCUUAAUUCUCGUGACCAUAAUCUGAUAUUUAGGGGUGAUAUUGGAAGGAGAAAUUAGAUGCUAGUCCCUGUAAGGGAAUAGAGAAGGUAAUUAAACGGAACUUUAAUGUUUUGGACUGGUAAGUCCUAAAAUGAGUGACUUGUAUCAUUCCCAGUGAUUACUUAAACGUGGUUAUCUAGUAUUCUUGAUUACUAGUAUAGGACAACUGGAACAUAAUUCGUGUAUUUUGAAGAGAAGAGUAGGGUACGAGUGGUCUAUUCGUAAACUAUCGGCUUAUUUAAGUGAUUUUAAAUAAAGUUCUCAAUUGUGUCCGAAG
Pocillopora meandrina is the source of this 7009-nucleotide messenger RNA. The record is from the annotation of a GenBank genome assembly. NCBI's taxonomy places the organism in Eukaryota, Metazoa, Cnidaria, Anthozoa, Scleractinia, Pocilloporidae.